Messenger RNA from Balaenoptera ricei (Rice's whale), 1290 nucleotides. RefSeq names its product coiled-coil domain containing 159 (gene CCDC159). Lineage: Eukaryota; Metazoa; Chordata; Mammalia; Artiodactyla; Balaenopteridae. Bases 37 to 1290 code for a protein of 417 amino acids. The record is from RefSeq and is a predicted model, not a curated record. The transcript has 11 exons.
GUGACUCUGCCUUUGGGCUCCGCGCGUUUUAAUAGGAUGGUGUCUCCACGGGAUCAAAUUUCAGCGUCUCAUCUGGGGGCUGGCUUCGCGGUCCCUGAUGGGAGAGCAGGAGCAGGUGGCCCUUCCUCAGGAAAGACCUUGGAAUAUACAUUUCACUGGUCCAGGACCCCAGAGCCAGAGACCUUGCAGCUGGCUGCACCCGAAAACACAGUGACAGUUGGAACCUGGAGGCCAGGGAGAGACUCGGGGCCUCAGUCGCAUGGGUCCCUCCCCAACUCAGACUCACAGGAGCACUGUAAUGACCAGGACCCUCCAAAGAGGCAUCACAGCAACGCUAAGAAGCCCUUGGAGACCAGCUCUUCCAAAACCAAAGUUAAGUCCACCGUGAUGAUUCCCGAAUCCCAGAAGCUUUUGAGAUGUGAACUGGAGUCACUCAGGUGUCAGCUACAGGCUCAUACCAAGGCUUUCGAGUUCCUAAACCACUCAGUGACCAUGUUGGAGAAGGGGAGCUGCCUGCAGCAAAUCAAGAUCCAACAGCUUGAAGAGGUGCUGGGCCCCACGAGCCGCCAGGCAGACAAGGAGAGACACAAGUGGGACGUGGAGGAGGGACGGCAGGAGCUAUAUGAGGCUCUGGCUAAAGGCCUGCAGGGGCUGCAGAAGACCCUGCAUGACAACGAGGAGGUGCAGCGGGCCCGUACCACCCGCUCUCUACAGCUGUUGGCGCAGGAGAUCUGGAACAGCAAGAAAUUCCUGUGGGAGGAGCUGGAGCUGGUGCGGGAGGAGGUGACCUUCAUUUAUCAAAAGCUCCAGGCACAGGAAGAGGAGAUCACGGAGAACCUGGUGAACAUCCAGAAGAUGCAAAAGACACAGGUGAAGUGCCGCAAGGUCCUGACCAAAAUGAAGCAGCAGGGGCAUGAGACUGAGGAGUUGCCAUCAGGAGGCAGUGGCUCCUGGAGGGAUGACCUCCAGAAGGAGCUGGGUGACAUAUGGUCCGCUGUGCAUCUGCUGCAGAACUCCUUUGGUGGCCUCGCCAGAUACUCAGGGGGCCGCCCCAGGGCUGCGAGCCUCAGGGGCUAUAAGGGGCACCGAUGCCUGAGCCCUCCACUCCCCUCCUGGGACUCGGACUCGGACUCAGACCAGGACCCUUCCCAGCCACCACUCAGCAAGAGCUGCUCCUUCCCACCUGGUGUGGAUCCUCCCCUGCCCCAACCUACCCUUCCCCUCCUGGCCUGCCCUGGAAUCCCAAAGUACAGGCCCUUCCAACUCCCAGCCUGGGCAUCUGCCCCCUGA